Coffea eugenioides is the source of this 3385-nucleotide messenger RNA. RefSeq names its product G-type lectin S-receptor-like serine/threonine-protein kinase SD2-5. NCBI's taxonomy places the organism in Eukaryota, Viridiplantae, Streptophyta, Magnoliopsida, Gentianales, Rubiaceae. Bases 630 to 3083 code for a protein of 817 amino acids. Gene Ontology annotation, molecular function: ATP binding; protein serine/threonine kinase activity. Gene Ontology annotation, biological process: protein phosphorylation. The record is from RefSeq and is a predicted model, not a curated record. The transcript has a single exon.
CAUUUCAUUGCCGAUGCUUUUGCAUUGUUCGUGAGUUAAGAUAUACUCCUGCUAUAUUGUCUUUCCUUGUUCCAACUGAGUCCCAAUUUUGAUGGCCAAUUAAGCUAGUAGUACUUUUUUUUAGUGGUCUACGUUUCCCAUGGUUUUUCUCUCAUUUGGAGUCAAACCCCUCUUAGUCAAUCUUUCACGUUUUUGUGUCAUUUGGCGAUAAUUCUCAUGGUUAUCUGAAAGCGAGGGACGCAGCCCCCCUGCGCAUUGCUUUCCAAGAACUUCUUCUCUUGUUUUGUUCAGCUGGCUCUCAGCUAAAGUUUGGUAUUUUGGGUUGGCUGGAUCUCGGUUCUUUUCCCACACAGACCUGUGUCUGUCUUUGCUGUUUACCAUGUACUUCAGUUCAGUUCACCUUUUACUUAUCUCUUCUAUCAGCUUUCUGCUUUUAGGAUUUCGAACUUUCUUUUUUUAGCCCAAGCAAAAUUCUGUUUAAGUAUUAUCACUCAACCUUCCUUUUUUCAUGGCAUCCAAACUUUGAUUUUCUUGAUCAUGUAUUGGCCUUCAUUGAUCUUCCUGAAUUCCGCUAGAGUUUUAAUCUUGAUCAUGUAUUGGCCUUGACUGAUAUUCACCUUGAUGUAGUCAUGGGCAAUUGGAAAUUCCCGUCUAUCAAAGUCGUCUUUUUCUUGUCUAGUCUUCUUCAAACAUGUAUGUCCAGUGUUCAGAAUAGAGGCAGGCUGAAUCUGGGAUUUCAGGGGGCUCAAAUGAAUUGGAUAGAUAAUGAUGGGCUGAUUCUUCUCUCCAACAAUUCGGUCUUCGCGUUUGGUUUCAACCCCACACAAGAUGUCACUUUGUUUCAACUUGUGGUAGUUCGCAAUGGCGGCUCAACAAUCAUUUGGUCUGCUAAUAGAGGCAAUCUGAUUCAUAAUUCAGAUUUACUCAUAUUCGACAGAAGCGGGAAUGCUUACUUGCAAAGUGGGGGAUCCACUAUUUGGUCCACAGGUACUGCCAAUAAAGGAGUUGUAGCAAUCGAAUUGCUGGACUCGGGGAAUUUGGUACUUGUUGGCAAUGAUAGCAACGUAAUAUGGCAGAGUUUUAGCCAUCCAACUGAUACCCUUAUGUCGAAUCAGGAGUUCACUGAAGGAAUGAAACUUGUUAGCAAUCCCAGCUCCAAUAACUUGAGCUACUCCCUCGAGAUAAAGUCUGGAGAUGUGAUUCUGUCGGCAGAUUAUCAGCCUCCGCAGCCUUACUGGGCCAUGGGAAAGGAUAACAGAAGAAUCAUCAACAAGGAUGGUGGGUAUGUUGUAUCUGCAACUCUUGAAGCCAAUUCUUGGAGGUUUUAUGGACAAAAUCGAGAGUUGCUUUGGCAGUUUUUAUUCUCUGAUAACCGGGACGCAAAUGCCACAUGGGUGGCAGUUCUGGGAAGUGAUGGUUUGAUUAUUUUCAGCCGCCUUCAAUCUGAUAAUACCAUUAGCGCCUCCUCAGUACAAAUACCACAAGAUCAGUGCAGUAGACCGGCAGCUUGUGAUCCAUAUUUCGUUUGUUACAGCGGCAACAAAUGCCAGUGCCCUUCAACCCUUCCCUCUUGCAAACUAGGGAGUGUCUCGUUCUGCAACAGGUCACAGGACUCUGCGGAGCUUGUGAAUGCAGGGGAUGGUCUUAGUUACUUUGCUCUCGGGUUUGUUCCACCCUCUCAGAAAACAGAUUUAAAUGGCUGCAAAGCCUCUUGUCAAGGAAACUGCUCCUGUGCUGCUAUGUUCCAUGACAGCAAUUCGGGACACUGUUUCCUGUUUGAUCAGAUAGGAAGUUUGCAGGGUUCCACUAAUGGACCUAACUAUGCUUCUUAUAUUAAGGUCUUGACUAGUGCUGGCGGCGGGGCAAAUCAAGGAGGUGGUGGAACUAACAAAGCGCGCUUUGUGAUUGUCAUCGUGAUUGUGAUCUCAACUGUGCUCGUUAUCGUUGGUCUCCUUUAUGCAGGUUAUCGUUACCACCAGAAGAAAAACAAGGCAUUUCCUGAAUCCCCCAAAGAGUCUUCGGAGGAGGAAAAUUUUUUGGAAAAUUUAACUGGAAUGCCAGUUCGUUUUAGCUACAAUGAUCUUCAGACUGCAACUAAUAACUUCAGUGUGAAGCUUGGUCAAGGUGGUUUUGGUUCUGUUUACCAGGGGAUUCUUCCUGAUGGCACUCGAUUGGCUGUGAAGAAAUUGGAAAGCAUAGGUCAAGGGAAGAAAGAAUUUCGGGCUGAAGUUAGCAUUAUUGGGAGCAUUCAUCAUCUUCAUUUGGUCAGGCUUAAAGGCUUUUGUGCUGAAGGAAGUCACCGUCUCCUUGUCUACGAGUACAUGGCAAAUGGAUCUCUUGAUAGAUGGCUUUUCCCGAAAAAUAAAGGGGAAUUCAUGUUGGAUUGGGAAACUAGGUACAGCAUUGCACUAGGAACAGCUAAAGGUCUGGCUUAUCUCCAUGAAGAUUGUGAUGUGAAGAUUGUUCAUUGUGAUAUAAAGCCUGAGAAUGUACUUCUUGAUGACCACUUUCUUGCGAAAGUCUCAGAUUUUGGUCUUGCCAAGCUUAUGACUCGAGAGCAGAGUCAUGUUUUCACAACAUUAAGGGGAACAAGGGGGUAUCUUGCACCAGAAUGGAUCACAAACUAUGCUAUAUCGGAGAAAAGUGAUGUUUACAGUUAUGGCAUGGUGCUGCUAGAGAUAAUUGGAGGUCGAAAGAACUAUGAUCCCUCACAGUCCUCAGAGAAAUCCCAUUUUCCAACUUAUGCUUUUAAAAUGAUGGAAGACGGAAAAUUGAAGGACAUCAUUGAUACAAGUUUGAAGAUAGGUGAAGACGAUGAGAGGGUUUCUACAGCAAUAAAAGUUGCUUUGUGGUGCAUACAGGAUGAGAUGUCCCUAAGACCAUCGAUGACCAAGGUAGUUCAGAUGCUGGAAGGAAUCUGCCCUGUCCCUCCACCUCCUUCUUCUCAAUUAGGGUCGCGACUUUAUGCAGGAUUCCUCAAGUCAAUAAGCGAUGAGGGCACCGGCACCGGCACCUCAUCAGGGCCUUCAGACUGUAACAGUGAUGCUUAUCUUUCGGCUAUUAGGCUUUCAGGGCCAAGAUAGCACCCGCAUAAGGUGAAGCAGCAGUUUCAUUCAAAUUGAGGCCACCAGUGGAAGAACAUUAAUAUGUGCUGUCCUUUUUUGGUUCCCUGUAUAUUCAUUAGGUUUUGUUUUUGCUUUCAGGGAGAAAUUUUGCUAUGCUAGUCUUCACAAAGAUUGAUAUGAUGUUUGCACAUGCUUGCUUUGUAAAUCUAUGACAGAUAAUGUUUAUGAAUUUAUACAUGAUACAUGAUUCGAUUAGCAAAUAUUUUUCUCAUUGUAGCUGAUAAACGCACCAAUGUAUUAAGGAAAAACAUGCAAUGACU